Messenger RNA from Meloidogyne enterolobii, 2368 nucleotides. The record is from the annotation of a GenBank genome assembly. NCBI's taxonomy places the organism in Eukaryota, Metazoa, Nematoda, Chromadorea, Rhabditida, Meloidogynidae.
UUAAAUUUCCUUUCCCUUGUUUUUUUAAUACUUUAACCUUUUUUUUGAUAUUCACCUUAGGACUUGUAUAGGUAAAAUUAAAAGGGGAGGUGUAGUGGUAGAAGGAAGAAGUGCCCCUGAACGUUGACAGUAUUAACUAAUUAAUUUUUUGUUAAAAGUUUUGGGAAGUGGACCAUGGGGGGUAAACAACACUAGGAUCCUUUUUUGCUUUCUUUUUUGUCUUUUCUGAAAAUUUUUCAAAAAAAAAUUUUUUUUUCAAAAAAUUCUUGAAAGAAAAAAAACACUUGAGUGACGUUCAAACGCUUUUUUUUGCAUAAGCAGCAAUUUUAGCAAUAAAAAUAUAUUCUCUGAAAAAGCUAGGUAGUAGUAGGUAUCUAUUUAUUUACACACACAAACCAUUCUUUUCUCUUUCUCUCUUCGUUUAUCUAUCAAAAAAAGAAUUUUUUUAGUUUAUUGACUAGUUUUGUUCAAUAAUUUAUUUUUUAAUUUUUAUUUGGCUUUCCAAAAGAUCGAAAACCUUUAAAUUAAUUUUUUUAAUUUUUUUAAUUUUUAGGAUAAUUAAUUAAUUUAUUAUCCUUAUUUAAAUAAAUUAUUUUAUUUAUUUCUUCGGGAGACAUCUUUAUUGACAACAAAUUUAAAAAGGUUUGGAAGUUUUUUGGAGGUUUCAGACGUCGCGAUUUUUUCUUUAAAAAUUUAGUCCCUACUUCCUUCCUCUUGUUUACUUCCCCCCAAAUUUUUUUUUGAAAUUCCUCAAAGGACCACCUUCCCUAUAAAUUGUCGAGAGGGGAAGAUGUUGCGUCACUCAGAUAUUUUUUACUUGUUGACCUUAUUAAAACGUGUUAAACAGACUUUAUUCUUGUUUACUUCCCACAUUUCAGUCAAAACUCCUCAUAGGAAACAAACACCUUCCCAUAAAAUUGUGGAGGGAGAGGAGGGGGUGAGGUUGCGUCACAAGAGGCUACUUUUCCUGUUUUUGACACAGAAAAGGAUGGACUAUCCAACAGAACAACAACUUCCAGUUCAAGUUCGCGAUAUCGUCAAGAAAUUUCGUGUUCCAGUUGACCGCUUGAAAGUAAUUUCUGAUGAUAUGGUUGCUGCAAUGAAGAGAGGCUUGGAAAGUGGAAGUGGACGUCUGUCGUCGAUUGCAAUGCUUCCGUCUUUUGUGCCAGCUUUGCCUGAUGGGACUGAGAUUGGCAAUUAUUGUGCUAUUGACUUAAGCGGCAAAAAUUGUCGUAUUCUUUUGGUUGUUUUUGAAGGACCAGGGCAUGAGCCUGUUAAAGACAUUCAAAAUUUUGUUGUGCCUAAACAAGUUAUGUCUGGAACUGGGGAGCAGCUUUUUAAUUUUAUUAUCAAUUCGCUGAAAAAGGUUUUGCGCGAUGCCAAAGUUGAAGAUCAAACAUUUCACAUUGGCUUCGUUUUCUCAUUUCCUUGCGAAUUAACCUCUAUUCGUGAAGCUCGUCUCCUUUGGUGGACAAAAGGUUAUAAUAUCCCAGACUGUUUGCAAAAGGAUAUGGUUACUCUUUUGGAUGAUGCUUUGGAGUUGAGUAUGACUGUUAAGGGCAGAGUCAAAGCCAUUAUGAAUGACACUGUUGGACAGCUUGCAGCAUCACAUGCAAAAUAUGGAGAUGAAUGUAUUGCUGCUUGUGUUAUUGGAUAUGGCUGCAAUUCUGCAUAUUUGGAGGAUGUUAAGAAUAUUAAAAAGUUUGAUCCGGAGGAGUUCAACUACAGACAUGAGAAAAUGGUUGUAGUGACUGAAUGGGAGGAAUUUGGACGUCGAAAAGAAAUGGACGACAUUAUGACCGAAUUUGAUCGCGAAGUUGACGCAGCUUCUGUCCAUGUUGGCAAACAAGUUAUUGACAAAUUGACUGGUGCUCUUUAUUUGGGCGAAUUAAUUCGAAGAAUUCUGCUUAAACUCACCAAAGACAAAAUUCUUUUUUGUGGUGAGAAAGUUGAAGCAUUGGAGAAAGUUGAUGGAUUUCCAGCUAAAUAUAUUAGUGAAAUAUUUAGUGAACCUGGAGAAAUGCGUAAAAAUUGCCGUAAAAUUUGCGAUGAAAUGGAAGUUCAGAACCACGGUAGUAUUGACUAUUUUAUUAUGCAAGAAGUUUGUAUUGCCGCGUCUGAACGUUCUGCUGGCGUUGUUGCUGCAGCCAUUUCUGCAUUACUUCGACAUAUUGGACGCAGGAAGAUUAAAAUUGGUCUUGGUGGUGCAAUUAUUCAAUUCCACCCGCAAUACCAAGAGAUGUUGGAAAAUUAUUUGCGGUCUAUGGCACCGAUUAAUAUUGAUUGGGAACUCUGUAUUGUUGAGGAGGGCAGUGUUCUUGGUGCGGCCUUAGUUGCUGCAAUUGCCGUCAAUAUGAAUCUUAAAUAA